GCAACAUAACGCAUUCAACAGCCAUGUCAUUGAAGUGGCUCUUCUUCAUAGCCCUAGUGGCGCUGCUCAGCAUUGGUACAGGUUCCCUGGCCCAGCCCAGCUGGCCCGCCACGCGGGCCAGACCUGCUCUGGAGCAGCAGAUGCGCCUCCAGCGCUUGAAUGCCAAAUACUAUGCCAUUCAGCAGGACGAAGAGGAUGGCGAUGACAUCCUGGAGCACGAAGAGGACCUGGCCGACGCUAGUGAGGACGAGGAGGGAGAUGAUAUCAAGGAUGGAGAGGAGGAGGAAGACGAAAAGGAGAACAAAAAACUGCAUACCAAAAAGGUGACCGCUAACAUCACACCCGCCAAGCCGAAGACUGAAGUCAAGCACAAGCUGGCGAAGGAGCAGGAGUCCAUCGAUGAACUGCAGGACCUUGAGGAGCCCGAGGACGAGGCCGAGGAGGAGCUGGAGCAGGAAAUCGACCUCUCACGCGUUGAGCCACGCAAUCGCCGACGCGGUGGCAGGCGGAACGGUAAGGGCCGACGCAAGGGGCGUGGAAGCAGUAAACGCAGGAGGGGAAACCGCAGGUGCGGCGGCAGGGGAAAGCGCGGCCGUCGUGGCCAACGGAAACGGACUCCUUCGAAGCGCAGCGGCCACAAGCGGCGAACGGGCUCGAAAACCAAGCGACAGGGUCAGAAAAACAAAACAGCCGCCAACAAGGAAGCUGUCGCGCCAUCAAACAAGGUGGCCUAACGCGCUGGACACUCCCACCUACAAAUGCAGCUUUAAAACUCAUUAAAACAGCAGCGAAAAUACUAAUAAAUAAACCACAACAAAA
Drosophila melanogaster (fruit fly) is the source of this 819-nucleotide messenger RNA. RefSeq lists its product as uncharacterized. The record is from RefSeq and is marked reviewed. Bases 24 to 734 code for a protein of 236 amino acids. The transcript has a single exon. NCBI's taxonomy places the organism in Eukaryota, Metazoa, Arthropoda, Insecta, Diptera, Drosophilidae.